Molecule: messenger RNA, 1500 nt
Organism: Dioscorea cayenensis subsp. rotundata (Guinea yam)
Lineage: Eukaryota; Viridiplantae; Streptophyta; Magnoliopsida; Dioscoreales; Dioscoreaceae
Exons: 6
Coding region: 8-1402 (464 amino acids)
Source: RefSeq, a predicted model, not a curated record
AUCCGGCAUGCUUAACACUGUAUCAAUUUCGGUAUCGGAUUCGGAUCCUGAGGACCCGCCGGGACGGAUGCGGGUGCGGAUCCGAAGGAAGCGCCGGAACCCGCAUCUCCCAUUCAAGGAUGGCCUCCUCCGGCGAGCUCUCAGGAGAGCAGUGAGGUGGUGGCCGCUGUUGCUCUUCAUCCCGGCGAUCUCUCUGCUCAUCUUCGAGGCUUCCAGGCUCUUUGGGAAGCCCGCCGUGGAGCUGAGAUCGACCCCUACGUCCACCAUGGAGGAAGAGCCAGUGGGAAACCUAAAUCGGCUCGAUCCUGUCACAAGGGUCAUCCAUGGCGUGAGAGAGCCUUGCUUGAUGAUCCUUCAUCCUGAGGAAAUUCAGCAUUUGGAGUUCCCAAAAACUGCAGAACCUGACUUUCAUGUUAAGGAAGUGGUGUAUAAAUCUGAUUUGAGCACUUACCCAAGCAAUGGCACAAUACUAGCACAGUAUUCUGAAGCCACAAGAUUUAAUUUAUUCACUGGAGAACAAACACUUCAGGAGAGAGAAGAGAGUUUCAAGGCAAAUGAAAUUGCUGUAGUACAUUGUGGUUUCUAUAGUGAAAAGGGUGGAUUCAAGUUAUCAGAUGAUGACAAAAACUACAUGCAAACCUGCCAAGCAGUUGUAUCUACAUGUUCAUUUGGUGGUGGAGAUGAUCUCUAUCAACCUAUUGGAAUGACACAAGCAUCACUUGAAAAGGUUUGUUACGUGGCUUUCUGGGAUGAAAUCACUCGUGUAGCUCAGGAAGCAGAAGGAAGAAAGAUUGGUGACGACCAUAUGGUUGGAAAAUGGCGAAUUGUGCUUGUGCAUGAUCUUCCUUUCUCAGAUCAACGGUUGAACGGGAAAAUCCCCAAGAUGUUGAGCCAUCGCCUUUUCCCUCAAGCAAGAUAUUCCAUUUGGGUAGAUUCAAAGUCUCAGUUUCGAAGAGAUCCAUUAGGAGUUCUGGAGGCCCUUCUCUGGCGUACUAAUUCAGUCCUCGCGAUCUCUGAACAUGGAGCACGUAGUAGUUUGUAUGACGAGGCCAAGGCUGUAGUAAAGAAAAACAAAGCAACUCCACAAGAGGUGGAAGUCCAGAUUAGGCAAUAUCGGCUAGAUGGCAUGCCUGAUCAGAAACGGUUCAACGGCAAAAAAGCUCUAGCUGAAGCAUCCAUCAUCGUUAGAGAACACACUCCGUCGAUGAAUCUCUUCAUGUGUCUUUGGUUCAACGAAGUGGUUCGAUUCACAUCACGAGAUCAACUCAGCUUCCCCUACGUUUUCAGACGAUUAAACACGUCGGCGAUCAAUAUGUUUCCUGUAUGUACACGUAAAGAUCUUGUAAAUAGCAUGGGUCACAAACGCAAAGUGAAACCUCUUGUUAGAUCAACUGCAAAUUAAGUAUUACACUCAACCAAUUUCAAGAUAAAUUUGAUUUCUUUGAUUCAUGAACUAUUAUCAAGGGCUUCAUUAAUGGGAAUGGUUGCUUGCUUUGCAAA